CUUCCUUCGAGUCUCGAGUUCGUUUCUCUUUCCUCUUGUUGCAACCAAAAUCCAACGUCAGUCGUUACUUUGCGCAGCUCGUAGUUCUCUCUCGAUAUCUCGGAGUUCGAGUCGUUCAUUUCUAGAGGAACAGACUGAGAUCAUAGGCGGAAACUCGGUACAUUACUAGGAAUUUGGAGUUCGAGCAACAAUGUUUCGAUUGGUCCAGCUCGCGACCCUUGCGCUCCUUGCGACCUCCACCUUCGCUGUCCAGACAAUCACCAUCAAUGGAGCGGAUCUAGUCAAUUCGGUCACUGGAGAUCGAUUUCAGAUCGUUGGUGUCGCGUACCAACCGGCGGGAAGUUCAGGUUAUAAUCCCGGAUCAGAUCCCCUAAGUGAUAAGGAUAUUUGCUUGCGCGAUGCUGCAUUGAUGCAACGAUUGGGGGUGAACGCUAUUCGGGUCUACAAUGUCGAUCCAAACGUCAAUCAUGAUGCUUGUGCUAGUAUAUUCAAUGCCGUCGGUAUUUAUAUGAUCCUGGACGUGAACUCCCCUCUGGCUGGUGAAAAUAUUGAUCGGAGCGCACCAUGGGAGAGCUACUACCUGGGCUACGUCAAUCGCACCUUUGCAGUAGUGGAGGCUUUCAAGGGCUACCCAAACACAAUGAUGUUCUUCUCUGGUAACGAGGUCAUCAACGACCUACCUACUGGCAAGACCGUUCCUCCAUAUAUGAGAGCUAUCACUAGAGAUCUCAAGAAUUACGUUGCAAAGCAUUGCGACCGAAAGAUUCCUGUGGGAUACAGCGCUGCAGAUGUCCGCGAAAUCCUUCUUGAUACAUGGAACUACCUUCAGUGUACCACGACUGGAGACACCUCAGAUCCUUCUAGAGUCGAUGUCUUUGCCCUCAACAGCUACUCCUGGUGUGGCGAGUCAACCUUCCAGAGAGCUCAGUAUGAUGUCCUCGUGUCAGAUUUCGCCAAGACUAGUGUCCCGGUCUACUUCUCCGAAUAUGGCUGCAAUGUGCCAUACCCAAGAGUCUUUACCGAAGUCCCUGUUCUCUAUGGGCCUCUUGUAACCCCUGUUCUCUCAGGAGGUCUGGUUUACGAGUACACGCAAGAGACGUCGAACUACGGACUUGUCACCUUGAACAGUGACGGAACUGCAGAUCUUCUCGGGGAGUACGAUACGCUCCAGAAGCAAUUCAAUACCCUCAAUGGCACCGAACUCCAAAGCAUGACCGCCGCAAAUACUACCAACAGUCCUCCAAAUUGUACCGCCUCAUUGAUCACUAAUGAUGGCUUCAACAACAACUUCACAAUCCCUGCAGUCCCUCCUGGAGUCCAGGAUCUGAUCGACAACGGCGUUGCCAAUGCCCCGGUCGGUAAGAUCAUUCCAGUCACAGCUACCAAGGUCACUCAGCAAGUAAAGCAAAGUAAUGGGGAUGUCAUUCAAGGUCUGGCUAUCACUCCAUUGCCUGAAGAUCAAAGCAAUAAUCCGUCAGGGGCAACCACAACAACGAGUGCAGCUCCAGCAGCUACAACCACCAAGAAGAGUGGAGCAGUGGAUGUUCGUGCUAGCGCUACCCUACUGGUAGGUGUAGCUGCUUUGGUGGUGGGUUGGACGUCGUUACUUUGAACCUUGGGAUUGUGCCUUCUUAUAUUCUUGCACAUAUUUGAGCGAAUGCUUGACGAGAAAUGAGAUCUGUUCGUUAUUGAUACUUAUUCCUUUUGCCAUUCUCUGUUGUAGAUGGAGUACCUUCGAGUUGGUGAAGAAGUACUGCAUAUAUGUUUGAUGAAGCGAUGCAUAGCUGUAAGCAUUAUACUGAGCGAAUUCAUGUCGAUACGUUCUUCUUUCUUCAUCUGUUGUGAAUUCCGCCCUUGCUGUAAACCCGAAGCCAUUCUGAAAGUUAUUAUGCAAUGUUGUGGCUCCGCGAUUUCCUGGAUGACCUUGGGAACACUGAGGUACUGAGUCUGAAAUCUCAAUGUCCGUUUUGGGGUAAUCAUACUCUAUUGAGGUUGAGAAUCUACUAUCAGCACCAGACUAAGAAUCUAUACAUUUCUUCAAUAUUCUCAAUUUAACAUUCGAUCCAUCUCAUCGUCCAAAUCAUUUCCAUUCCUGAAAUUGAGCAGUGUCAAAAUGCAAACUACGAAUACGGAUCCAUCAUAAGCUCCCG
Messenger RNA from Cadophora gregata, 2150 nucleotides. RefSeq lists its product as uncharacterized. Gene Ontology annotation, molecular function: 1,3-beta-glucanosyltransferase activity. Gene Ontology annotation, cellular component: fungal-type cell wall; cytoplasm. Bases 191 to 1612 code for a protein of 473 amino acids. Lineage: Eukaryota; Fungi; Ascomycota; Leotiomycetes; Helotiales; Ploettnerulaceae. The record is from RefSeq and is a predicted model, not a curated record. The transcript is spliced from 6 exons. Gene Ontology annotation, biological process: fungal-type cell wall (1->3)-beta-D-glucan biosynthetic process.